Messenger RNA from Colletotrichum lupini, 1533 nucleotides. RefSeq names its product histidine acid phosphatase. NCBI's taxonomy places the organism in Eukaryota, Fungi, Ascomycota, Sordariomycetes, Glomerellales, Glomerellaceae. The transcript is spliced from 2 exons. The record is from RefSeq and is a predicted model, not a curated record. The coding region runs from base 1 to 1533 and encodes 510 amino acids. Gene Ontology annotation, molecular function: acid phosphatase activity.
AUGGGUCGACUCGCCGACGUCGCUACGUCGGCCUACGAGUCCGUGAGGGGCCUGCUGAUGGGCAAGGCAUAUAAAUACAACGCCAUCCCUGACGAGGAGGGGGAGAGGGAUGAAGUCGAUGAGUAUCGUGAGAGCCACGCUCCAGACCCAAAACGUCGACUUUGCUACCUCACAAUCGCCGCCAUGGCUUUUGCUAUCUUCCUCUCAUUAGCCUUGGGCUUCAGUCUCGUCAGCGGCCAGGCACCGCGCAACGGGCUCGAGUCCAUCUCGCAGUUUUGGGGCCAGUACUCGCCCUUCUUCCCCGUGCCGUCCGACAUCGACACCGCCACCCCGCAGGGCUGCGAGGUCACCUUCGCGCAGGUCCUCUCCCGCCACGGCGCCCGGGACCCCACCGCCGGCAAGACGGCCACCUACAAGGCGCUCGUCGACCGCAUCCACGCCAACGUCACAAACUACGGCAAGGGCUUCGAGUUCAUCAAGACGUACCAGUACACCCUCGGCGCCGACGAGCUCACCCCCUUUGGCCAGCGCGAGCUCGUCGACUCGGGCGAGGCGUUUUACAAGCGCUACCAGCUCCUCGCGGCCGCCAACGACAUCUUCAUCCGCGCCUCGGGCCAGAACCGCGUCGUCGAGUCCGGGCUCAACUGGACCGAGGGCUUCUUCGGCGCCAAGCUCGCCGACGGUCACAGCGGUCCGGACGGCGGCAUCGUCAGCCUCAUCACAAUCAUCCCCGAGGAGAAGGGCGUCAACAACACCCUGGACCACGGCCUCUGCACCGCCUUCGAGGACGGCGCCUUCUCCAAGGUCGGCGACGAGGCGCAGGUGCCCUGGCGCGAGGCCUUUACGCCGGCCAUCACGGCCCGCCUCAACGAGAAUCUGCCUGGCGCGAACCUCACGGCCGAGGACACCAUCGCCUUCAUGCAGCUGUGUCCCUUCAACACCGUCGUCAACGGCACGCAGUCGCCGUUCUGCGACCUCUUCACGUUGGAAGAGUGGAAGGACCUAGAAUACUACGAGACGCUGGGCAAAUACUACGGCUUCAACGCGGGCAACCCCCUCGGCCCGACCCAGGGCGUCGGCUUCACCAACGAGCUCCUCGCGCGGCUGACGGGCCAGCCUGUAGUGGACCGCACGUCGACCAACGCGACGCUGGACGCCGACCCGGCCACGUUCCCGCUCGACAAGAAGCUGUACGCGGACUUCAGCCACGACAACGACAUGAUGGCGAUUUACGGCGCGCUGGGCCUGUACAACGAGACGGCGGCGCUGUCCAAGACGAACCGGACGUCGGUGGCGGAGACCAAGGGGUUCACGGCCAGUUGGACGGUGCCGUUCGCCGCGCGCAUGUACGUGGAGAAGAUGAAGUGCGGCGGAGGUUCGGACGAGGAGUUGGUCCGGGUUCUGGUGAAUGAUCGGGUGGUUCCGCUCGUCGGGUGCGGCGCGGACGGGCUUGGGCGGUGCAAGCUCGGGGCGUUUGUGGAUAGUAUGGGGUUUGCCAAGAGCGGAGGGCUCUGGGACCAGUGUUUUGUGUGA